AUGGCGGCCGUGGAGGCGUGGGGUUGUGCCCGGUGGCGGCUACUUCCUGCAGUGCGCGGGCCGGGAGGUUUGGCUGCGCGUGAACUUCACCACCCGCCCACCCCCGGCAGGGGCGGCUACGGACCUGCGCCCCUUCCUGCGUCCAUGGCUGGCCGGCGCAACUUCGGAUCCACCACAUCAUGGAAGCUGCGCUCUUUCCAGUUUCCUUGGCUAAAGGAUCUGUAUGUAUUCAACCCGCGAUUCAUCUGUUUCAUCUUAUCCAGACUCCCCGUCCUCGCGGCACUUUACCUCGCGGCGCUCCGCUCCGCCCCGCCCCGCCCACCUCCUGCUACGCCCCUCGCGCCGCCGGCCGCCUCCUGCCCCGCUCCGCCCCUCACCACGCGCCGCCGGCCUUCUCCUGCCUCCCAAUCCCAUCUCGCGGCUUUCUCCGCCGUUCACCGCUCCCCUCCACCUACUGGUCGCGACCUCGUGGGAGGCAGAGGAUGGGAGGGUGCGGCGCUGGCGUCCGACUCCAGGAGCUCGAGAGGGCCGAUCUGCGUGUCGGCGACCUCGCGGGAGGCAUGGCGUGGCGUGUUGCGCUCGAGACGAGCGGGCUCGAGUAAGGGGAUUGGAGGGUGGCGCCGGCGGGAUCGUGGACGGGGAUGGAGUGGGCGGGUGCCGGCAAGAUCGAGGCCGGGGAUGGAGAGGGCGGUCGGCGAGCUGGCGGCUGAGUAUGGAAGAGGCGACACUAAUUCGCUGCUACCCGCACCGCACCACGUCCCUAGCUUCCUCCUCUCUGAUCGAACCGAGUCCGUUUUACAAAGGGAUCCAGCGACUAGAGGGGAGCUGCCACAGGUGACGCUGCCGGAGAAGCUGGCGAGGUUCCUCCAGAAGUGCGCCGAAGGAGUUCCAGAACGAGCCCCGGUAUAGCGGCGACCGGUGGUACCUUCGCGGCUGGGUUCCAGAUGGGCUACGAUUACAAACUCCGUUGAUUAUUCACGCUCUGGUCGAUGCUCUGUCGGCAGCCCACUAACGAGGCAACUCUAUCGUUGAGGACCGUGUGUACCGCAGGAGGAUCCCUGAUGCUUUGUUGCUCCUGUGACCUUCAAUUUGUUGUGUGGCUGUCUACAAACAUACAGUAGCUUCAUUCAAAUUCUUUUUAGAAAUUGCUAGACGAAUUUUUUUGUAGAGCUGAGAGAAAAGAUGCAUAGACAAUAGAAUUAUGUUCAGGUUUGCAAUAAUUCGUUCUAUUUGCUUGCAAACAAAUUGCACAAGCCGUUCAUUUGUUGGAUGAUGUUUGCAUGUAUUUCUAGCAAGUUAUAAAAACUGAUGGAAGAUGCUUUGUGUA
Triticum aestivum (bread wheat) is the source of this 1327-nucleotide messenger RNA. RefSeq lists its product as uncharacterized. The record is from RefSeq and is a predicted model, not a curated record. Bases 1 to 909 code for a protein of 302 amino acids. Lineage: Eukaryota; Viridiplantae; Streptophyta; Magnoliopsida; Poales; Poaceae. The transcript has 3 exons.